AUGGGCUACCUAGAGGAGCUCGAUAAAGAGAGGUCGGAUCCUGAGAUAAACAACCGAAACAACACUUUCGUUCCAAAGGACGAACGAGUUCACGAGUUUCUUGUCAAGGUAAAAACUCAUGAUGAGAAAAUACAAUUUUACCCUGCACCAGGCUCGACUCUAUGUGCUCUCUGCACAAACGAGGGGACUUGUCAAGUUGUUCAGUCGAGAACAAAGCUGAUGGACAUUCUAUUACAUAAGGGAAAGCCUCAAGAAUCGCUUUCUGUUUUCAACAAUUUAAUCCAAGAAGGGCACAAACCGUCCCUAAUAACAUACACCACACUUUUAUCCUCAUUGACCGUACAAAAACGCUUCGAGUACACAAACACAAUAAUACACCAAGUGGAGAAGAACGGGCUGGAGCUCGACACGAUUUACUAUAAUGCCCUUGUGAAUGCCUUUGCCGAGUCGGGCGAAAUGGAGAAGGCCACGAAAAUGCUCGAGAAAAUGAAGUCGCGCAGAAUGAAACCCACGACGAGCACUUUAAACACAUUGAUCAAAGGGUACGGUAUUUGCGGAAAGCCCGAGCAAGCCGUACAAAUAAUGGAGCUAAUGUCUAAAGAGGACAACAUAAAGCCCAAUUCGAGAACGUACAACGUGCUCGUUCAGGCUUGGUGUAAUAAGAAGAAUAUGAAUGCGGCUCGGGAUUUAGUAUCUAAAAUGGCGGGUUCGGGCGUGGGGCCCGAUGCUAUCACUUACAACAUGUUGGCUAAGGCUUAUAUUCAGGAUGGUCAGAUGGGGGAGGCUAAAAACGUAAUUUUGGAGAUGGCGAGGAAUAAUGUGCGUCCGAAUAAUAGGACCUGCGGCAUUAUAAUAUCGGGCUACUGCAAGGAAGGAAGAAUACGGGACGCCGUGAGAUUCGUUUAUAAGAUGAAGGAUCUUGGGAUAAAGCCUAAUCUCGUCAUUUUCAAUUCGUUGAUCAAAGGGUAUGUUGACAUGUCGUAUAGGGAUGGCAUUGAUGAGGUUUUAGGUUUGAUGGCGAAAUUCGAGGUCAAACCGGACGUGAUCACGUUCAGCACCAUCAUGGAUGCAUGGAGCGAGGCCGGCUACAUGAUCAAGUGCCGAGAGGUUUUCGAGGACAUGGUUCGGGCCGGCAUAAAGCCCGAUCUCCUUGCAUACAGCAUCCUAGCCAAGGGCUACGUUCGGGCCCAGGAGCCCGAUAAGGCAGAGGAGCUCCUGGCCGCCAUGGAGAAAGCCCGUGUGAGCCCAAAUGUUGUGGUCUACACAACCAUCAUCAGUGGAUGGUGCAACCGGGGCUCGAUGGGGUCCGCCCUUAAGCUUUUCGGUAAAAUGGUUGAGAAUGGGAUAUCCCCCAAUUUAAAGACAUUUGAAACCCUAAUCUGGGGCUAUGCGGAAAACAAGCAGCCGUGGAAGGCUGAUGAAGUUUUGCGGGUCAUGAAGAGGUUUCGGGUUCGGCCCGAAAAGAGCACUUUUGAGUUGAUUGCCGAAGCUUGGCGUGGGGCCGGGCUAACCGAUGAGGUGAAACGGAUAAUGGGCUCGUCUGGAAAUUCGGGUACAGAUGAGGAAAUGCAUGAAGAUGGGCUAGAGAGAUUUUACGAGAAGGGAGGGGUAAAUUCGCCGUUUCCGAGGCUGAGGAUAAUACCGACCACGGUCUCGGGGGAUCAGAAGGGAUCAGCUGGCGGCCCGGGAGGUUUGUGCUCGACUAAAGUUGUGAACUUUAAGGGUCGGCAUUUUGGCGGGCGAUGGCCGGUGGUUGGCUGGAGAAGUUUUCAGGGGCAGCUGUGUUUGUCUGCUCAGUUUGCAUCAUGUUGUUGCAUGCAGAUCUUUUGUUGA
This is a messenger RNA of Striga hermonthica, 1833 nucleotides long. NCBI's taxonomy places the organism in Eukaryota, Viridiplantae, Streptophyta, Magnoliopsida, Lamiales, Orobanchaceae. The record is from the annotation of a GenBank genome assembly.